Molecule: messenger RNA, 1865 nt
Organism: Amphibalanus amphitrite
Lineage: Eukaryota; Metazoa; Arthropoda; Thecostraca; Balanomorpha; Balanidae
Product: sulfotransferase 1A1-like
Exons: 4
Coding region: 75-1112 (345 amino acids)
Biological process (GO): sulfation
Cellular component (GO): cytoplasm
Molecular function (GO): sulfotransferase activity
Source: RefSeq, a predicted model, not a curated record
UGGACGGCGCAGCACUGGUCGGCUGGCACUGGAGCUCGACGGUCGAAUCGCUGCACUGGGGAGCAGUGCGAGGGAUGAGUUCGGCGAAAAGGAUCCCACUACCAUUCAAGAUUAUUCCGCUGGAGGAUGAAGUUCAACAAAAGAUAGCCAAAGAUUUUGCUGGCUACCCGAAUGGCCUGGUUUCCUGCAACCACUGGGGUUUCAAGUUUUCAGCGACCGUGACUGAACAGGAGGUGGAAGACAUGUACAACCAUCCUCUGGACCCACGUGACGUGUGGGUGGUGACGCCUCCCAAGUGUGGAACUACCUGGACCCAGGAGAUGGUCUGGCUGAUCGCUAACGAUCUCGACUACGAGGGCGCCAAGACGCCAUUCAUUCCAGACAGGUGGAGUUUCGUUGAUUUCCCCGGCCUCUCUGAUAAGGAGUAUAUGAAACGCUUCACUUCAAAUCCUUCUGAAAAAGAUGGCGCCACUGGAGGUCCUCCUAACUUGGCGGGAGAUCCGAACCGCCCGCCGCCGCGGUUCGUCAAGUCGCACUUGCCGUUUUCUCUAAGCAACCCUCGUUUGCUGGAUGUCUGCAAGGUGGUCUACGUGGCCAGGAACCCCAAGGAUGCUUGCGUCUCCUACUAUCAUCAUAUGAGACUGAUACGCGUGCAUGACUUUCUAGGAGAUAUUGAGCUCUUCACGGAGUACUUUAUGAAAGAUGAGUUGGGUGAAGCGCCCUUCAUCGAACACAUGAUCGAGGCGUGGAACCUGCGUCACCACCCCAACCUCUGCUUCCUCUUCUACGAGGACAUGAAGAAGGACCUGAGGGCGCAGAUCCGUAAGGUGGCCAAGUUCUUCGGAAAGGACUUCUCUGAAGAACAGGUGGACAAGCUGGCAGAACACCUCCACAUCGACAACUUCAAGAAGAACCCGUUCGUAAACUUUGAGAGCCUGAAUAAGCUUGGUCUUACGUACCCAGAUCGCGGCAGCUUCGUCAGGAAAGGCAAGACGGGUGACUGGAAGAACCACUUCACCCCUGAGAUGAAUGAAAAGUUCGACAAGUGGAUGGAGGAGAAGCUGAAAGGAACCGAUCUCACUUUUGUCCAGGAGCUGGAGAAGCAGGACUAGAGGUCAUUAUGACGACCCUUCUGCUGCUGAUGAUGAUGCUGAUGUUGAUGCUGCUGCUACUGAUGAUGUUGAUGAUGGAAGUCAUCAUUACCCUGACGCUGAUGAUGAGGAAGAGCCUGGUGGUUAUCAAUGCAAUCUACAAAUACGUUACUGCAUGAUUUUUCUAAUUUAAGCGGGGUUAAAAUGAUAAAAAAACGUAGACAUACGAAUUAACAGCUGCUUGACCUGAUGAGAUGUUUGAUGGUACUCAAGUAUAAACUUAGUUAUGUAGUGUUCAUUCUACUGACAGCUGAAUGUGACCAGAUGAUCGUUUUCCUGAGCAAUCCUUUAUUUUAUGUAAUCAUUGCUCUCAUCCGGCAUUCACUCUUGGUUUUAGAGAAGGUCUUCACUUUUAAACUCAGCUUUUUUAUAUGUCAGCUAUCAAGUUGCCUGUGAGCCUGCUUCCGCCUCCCUUGUUGCUUAUCGUAUGCAAUAAGCAUUAUGCAAAAUGCAUUUUAUGCGUCAUAAACCUUUGUAUAUUUCGGUAUAGAGACGCCUAUGCAUGCGUAGACGUGUGUGUUUCUCCGUCUAUUGCGGGUUUCAAGUCGUGCUGGUUAACGAGCUACAAAGUGAUUGGUAUUAGGUACUGUAGUCUCUAAAUUGCACGGGACGGUUGUGAUCUUUACGCGCCCUUCUUGUCCCGAUGAGCUGUUUUCGUCCUUCACUUCGUCGUCUAAAAAACGUUUUGUUAAAUACAAUGAAGUCUAUCUUGAA